Messenger RNA from Chanos chanos (milkfish), 387 nucleotides. Its product is annotated as cornifelin homolog B-like. The coding region runs from base 1 to 387 and encodes 128 amino acids. NCBI's taxonomy places the organism in Eukaryota, Metazoa, Chordata, Actinopteri, Gonorynchiformes, Chanidae. The record is from RefSeq and is a predicted model, not a curated record. The transcript has 3 exons.
AUGACAACAACGCUGGUUGUUCAGCAGCCAACACCUGUGAUGCAGGUGAUAGAGUCUGACGGAUGGGGUUCAGGGGUUUUCGACUGCUUCAAUGAUCUAGGCGAAUGCUGUUUUGCGUAUUGGUUGUUCCCCUGUUAUGCCUGCAUGAAAUCGCGGGACUUUGGAGAAUGCCUGUGUCUCCCAUUACUGGACUACUGUGGUGGUGUUCCACCAAUAACUCUUGCUUUAAGAGUUUCCAUGAGACAUCGCUACGGUAUAAAGGGAAGCAUCCUGGAUGACUGUGUGUUUGCCACCUUUUGCACGGCCUGUAUAUGGUGUCAGAUGUCCAGAGAGAUGAAGAGACGCAGCAGUCCCAUCACCAUCAUCAAUACCGUACCAAAACUUUGA